AUGGCACCCCGCGCGGCCUCUCCGGCCCUAUCGGAGAACGAUUUUGACAUCACGAGCGCGCUCUUCAAGCAUGACAGCGACUCGGAACCCGAGCAGACGACCAAGGCUACAAAGACCAAACGCAAGGCGCCACCACAACCCCCAAACCUCACCCUCGACUUCCUCGGAGACGCAGGCGACUCGGACGAAGAUGACGAGGCCUUCAUCGCAUCGCAGCAGACCUCGGCAAACCGAAAGAGCGCAAACCUCAAGGGCCGCACGGUGAAGAAGGGCGGUGGCUUCCAAGCCAUGGGACUGAAUGCGAAUCUGCUCAAAGCAAUUACCCGGAAAGGAUUCUCCGUCCCCACGCCGAUUCAGCGCAAGACGAUCCCCGUUAUCAUGGAGGACCAGGAUGUUGUCGGUAUGGCGCGGACGGGAUCCGGGAAGACGGCUGCGUUUGUGAUUCCGAUGAUUGAGAAGUUGAAGUCGCAUAGCACGAAGUUUGGAUCGAGGGGGUUGAUCAUGUCGCCGUCGCGUGAGUUGGCGCUACAGACGCUCAAGGUUGUCAAGGAGUUGGGCAAGGGGACGGAUCUCAAGGCUGUCCUGCUUGUUGGUGGUGAUAGUCUCGAGGAGCAGUUUAGCAUGAUGGCGGGGAACCCGGAUAUUGUGAUUGCGACGCCCGGUCGGUUCUUGCACUUGAAGGUUGAGAUGAACCUGGAUCUCUCGAGUAUUCGGUAUGUGGUGUUUGAUGAGGCGGAUCGGCUGUUCGAGAUGGGUUUCGCGGCGCAAUUGACCGAGAUUUUGCAUGGGUUGCCGUCGACGAGACAGACGUUGCUGUUCUCCGCGACGCUGCCCAAGUCGCUUGUUGAGUUUGCCAGAGCUGGUCUGCAGGAGCCGACGCUUAUUCGAUUGGAUACUGAGAGUAAGAUCUCGCCGGAUCUGCAGAAUGCAUUCUUCUCCAUCAAGUCGGCGGAGAAGGAGGGUGCACUGCUCUAUAUCCUACACGAGGUCAUUAAGAUGCCUACGGGACCUACAGAAGCUUCGCAGAGAUUCAAGGAGGGAAACACGGAUGACUCGAAGAACUACAAGAAGCGCAAGCGCGACGACAGAGCCAUCAAUUUCAAGGAGUCCCCAACGAAGCACUCGACCAUCGUCUUCGCAGCAACAAAGCACCAUGUCGACUACCUCUACUCGCUCCUCAACGAGGCCGGCUUCGCUACCUCCUACGUCUACGGUUCGCUCGACCAAACAGCACGUAAGAUCCAAGUCCAGAACUUCCGAACGGGCAUUUCGAACAUCCUCGUCGUCACAGACGUCGCAGCCAGAGGUAUCGAUAUCCCCAUUCUCGCCAACGUCAUCAACUACGAUUUCCCCUCGCAACCCAAGAUCUUCGUCCACAGAGUCGGUCGAACGGCCCGUGCCGGAAGGAAGGGCUGGAGUUACAGUCUUGUCCGUGAUGCCGACGCUCCCUACCUACUCGAUCUACAGCUCUUCCUCGGACGCAGGCUCGUUCUCGGUCGCGACUCCGGCGAGCAGGCCAACUUCGCCGAGGACGUCGUGGUCGGAAGUCUACCUAGAGACGGCCUCUCGUCAAGCUGCGAAUGGGUCACAAGAGUCCUAGACGACGACACCGACAUCGCCGCCCAACGCUCAGUCUCUACAAAGGGUGAGAAGCUCUACCUCCGUACGCGCAACGCCGCCUCGCUAGAGAGCGCCAAGCGUGCGAAGCAGGUCGUCUCCUCGGAUGGCUGGACAGCCAUCCACCCGCUCUUCCAAGACGACGCAAGCCAGCUCGAGGCCGAGCGCGAGAAGAUGCUCGCCCGUAUUGGAGGCUACAGACCGCAGGAAACGAUCUUUGAAGUUACGAACCGCCGUAGCGGCAAAGGCGGAAACGCAAAGGGCGAGUCCGACGAGGCUCUCGACUCGAUCAAGCGCGUCCGAACCAACCUCGACAAUAAGAAGAAACAGCGUGCUGAAGCAGAAGAGCGCGCCCAGGCUCUUGACGAGGCAGCUGGUCUCAAGGGAGGCGCAGAAGACUCCGACGAUGGCGCCGGCGGUGCCGGUGCCUUUUCAGACGAUGAAGACGACGAAGCCACAGGCGUUGCAGACAACAUGUCGCUCGCCUCGGAAUCCGACCUCGAAGUUACAUUCUCUUCCUACAACCAACAACAACCCUCCUCCAAAUCCAACUCUAAAUCCUCUUCAACCUCAAUUUCCUUCCAAAACCCCGACUACUUCAUGUCCUACACCCCCAGCAACAUAAACCUAGCCGAAGACCGCGCGUACGGCGUGCACUCGGGCACAAACACCAACUUCGCCGCCGAAACGCGCAGCGCAACAAUGGACCUGCAAGCCGACGAAGGCGGGCGCGGAUUCGGUGAACCGCGCACCCUCAUGCGCUGGGACAAGCGGCACAAGAAGUACGUUGCCCGCCAGAACGACGAGGACGGGUCCAAGGGGACACGCUUGGUGCGCGGGGAGAGCGGUGCGAAGAUCGCGGCGAGUUUCCGGAGUGGACGGUUUGAUGCGUGGAAGAGAGGGAAGAGGGUGGGCAGGUUGCCGCGGGUUGGCGAAAUGGAGACGCCUGCGCUUGCGAGUGGUUUUGGCGGGCCUGGCGGGCCUGGUGGGUAUGCUGGUGGGAGGAAGUUUAGGCAUACGAGGGAGCAGGCGCCUAAGCGGGCGGACCCGUUGCGUGGGGAUUAUGAGAAGAUGAAGAAGAAGGGCGCGGCGGCGAAGGAGAGGGAGGCGUCGAAGGUUGGAGCUGGGGCGGGGGGGAAGAGCGAGAUUCGAAAUACGGAUGAUAUUCGCAAGGCGAGGAAGUUGAAGCAGAGGCGGCGGGAGAAGAAUGCCAGGCCGUCGAGAAAGAGGUAG
Molecule: messenger RNA, 2850 nt
Organism: Aspergillus calidoustus
Lineage: Eukaryota; Fungi; Ascomycota; Eurotiomycetes; Eurotiales; Aspergillaceae
Source: the annotation of a GenBank genome assembly